AUGGACACAAAGACAUCUGAGACACCUACACUGACUCUGAAUCAGGAGAAUGAAAAUGAACGCAUUACAUCCACUGAUGCCAAUACGCAGGAUGACCAAACCUCGCACAGCAAUAUAUCCAAUUCUUGGACCACUGGAACAUUGACUGGUACCCAAAAAUCUGAGCCAACAACUGAAACCUCAACCAACAGAGAACAGACAGCAUUUUCUGAAUCAACAAUUACAGCGAUUUCCUCUACAACAACUCCAGACUCGAGUUCAUCUAUCUUCACAAGCAGCUCAGAACCAAACCACUUCACUAUCAGAAGCACAACCAAGAUUUACUCCACCAUUCAAGCCACUACACAACUAAUGAACACUUCUGUCUCGCCAAUAAACUACCAAAGCACUGCAACUCAAACAAUGGACACCUUAACCAAUGCCACAUCACAUGGGAUCAGUUCAACAGAAAGCGCUACAACAACUAGCACGGACACGUCAAUGACACUGACAACAACAACAACUACAGGCUCUUCAUUUCCAUCCCCUGAUGCGUCCUCUGGGACAUCACACUCCGCUGCGACGACAACACAACAGCUUGAGUCAUCAGACCAUACUCAAGUCUCCAUCACAUCAAAUGAAUCGACAACAACAACAAUUGCCCCUACAUCAACUCCGGACUUGAGUUCAGACAUCUUCACAACAAGCUCAGAACCAAAUCACUUCACAACAAGAGGCGCAACCGAGUCUUACCCCGCCAUUCAAGCCACUACACAAACGAUGAACACUGCUCUCAGUGACACUUCUGACUCACCAUCAAUCUACCAAUCUACAAAUGAAUUAGAAACUACAUCUUUCAGCCACCUGCAAACACAAAUGUCUCAAACAAUUUCUGCUGCCUCUGCACUUCAGUCGACAUCGUCACAGAUCACACCAACCAAUGCAAACAUUACAUGGCCUUCAGUUACAACCUCAACUUCAUCCAGCAGAAGUGUCACAAAUCAGACAGCGUUUUCUGAAUCAACAAAAACAACUAGCAUGGACACAAAGACAUCUGAGACACCUACACUGACUCUGAAUCAAGAGAAUGAAAAUGAAAAUACAACAACGACGGGAAUAGUUUCAAGACCAGCAAUAACACCCGAUUCAAUGCCCACAUCUAUGAACACGCCCUCAAAGUCUCUGACAACUCAGGAAAAUCUGAAAAAGAACACAAACACCUCCUUAAACCCAUUUUCUCCAGCAUCUCCUGUAACAGCCAUAAGCAAUGACUCUAAACCUGUCACCACUCCAUUAGCUGAGGAACACAAAGGCACAACUGUGGGCAUAUCAAUUCAAACAGCGCUAAACAGGUCUGAUUCAGAAGGCACUACAGUCACAGACACCUGGUCAAACAGCAUAUCUUCAAUACCAGCAGGUCUAACAAACCCACAAUUAUCAAGAAACACCAGCAGAGACGGAAAAGCAGAUGAUUCUGCAAAUUCAGUGAAACGCACCAUUGUUUUUGUCUUCAACAUUCCCAAAGUACCUGUGUUUAAAACAAUCACCUUCAGUCACUCACUGGUUAAUCAAACAACUACAGUUGAACCAACAACCACAACUGUUUUAACAUCUACUGCUGAACCAACAACCACAACUGUUUUAACAUCUACUGCUGAACCAACAACCACAACUGUUUUAACAACUACUGCUGAACCAACAACCACAACUGUUUUAACAACUACAGUUGAACCAACAACCACAACUGUUUUAACAUCUACAGUUGAACCAACAACCACAACUGUUUUAACAACUACUGCUGAACCAACAACCACAACUGUUUUAACAACUACAGUUGAACCAACAACCACAACUGUUUUAACAACUACAGUUGAACCAACAACCACAACUGUUUUAACAACUACUGCUGAACCAACAACCACAACUGUUUUAACAACUACAGUUGAACCAACAACCACAACUGUUUUAACAACUACAGUUGAACCAACAAGCACAACUGUUUUAACAACUACUGCUGAACCAACAACCACAACUGUUUUAACAACUACUACUGAACCAACAACCACAACUGUUUUAACAACUACAGUUGAACAAACAACCACAACUGUUUUAACAACUACUGCUGAACCAACAACCACAACUGUUUUAACAACUACAGUUGAACCAACAACCACAACUGUUUUAACAACUACUGCUGAACCAACAACCACAACUGUUUUAACAACUACUGCUGAACCAACAACCACAACUGUUUUAACAACUACAGUUGAACCAACAACCACAACUGUUUUAACAACUACAGUUGAACCAACAACCACAACUGUUUUAACAACUACAGUUGAACCAACAACCACAACUGUUUUAACUACUGCUGAACCAACAACCACAACUGUUUUAACAACUACUGCUGAACCAACAACCACAACUGUUUUAACAUCUACGGCUGAACCAACAACCACAACUGUUUUAACAACUACUGCUGAACCAACAACCACAACUGUUUUAACAACUACUGCUGAACCAACAACCACAACUGUUUUAACAACUACUGCUGAACCAACAACUACAACUGUUUUAACAACUGCUGCUGAACCAACAACCACAACUGUUUUAACAACUACAGUUGAACCAACAACCACAACUGUUUUAACAACUACUGCUGAACCAACAACCACAACUGUUUUAACAACUACUGCUGAACCAACAACCACAACUGUUUUAACAACUACAGCUGAACCAACAACCACAACUGUUUUAACAACUACUGCUGAACCAACAACCACAACUGUUUUAACAACUACUGCUGAACCAACAACCACAACUGUUUUAACAACUACUGCUGAACCAACAACCACAACUGUUUUAACAACUACUGCUGAACCAACAACCACAACUGUUUUAACAACUACUGCUGAACCAACAACCACAACUGUUUUAACAACUACUGCUGAACCAACAACCACAACUGUUUUAACAACUACUGCUGAACCAACAACUACAACUGUUUUAACAACUACUGCUGAACCAACAACUACAACUGUUUUAACAACUACUGCUGAACCAACAACCACAACUGUUUUAACAACUACUGCUGAACCAACAACCACAACUGUUUUAACAACUACUGCUGAACCAACAACCACAACUGUUUUAACAACUACUGCUGAACCAACAACCACAACUGUUUUAACAACUACAGUUGAACCAACAACUACAACUGUUUUAACAUCUACGGCUGAACCAACAACUACAACUGUUUUAACAUCUACUGCUGAACCAACAACCACAACUGUUUUAACAACUACUGCUGAACCAACAACCACAACUGUUUUAACAACUACUGCUGAACCAACAACCACAACUGUUUUAACAACUACUGCUGAACCAACAACCACAACUGUUUUAACAACUACUGCUGAACCAACAACCACAACUGUUUUAACAACUACAGUUGAACCAACAACCACAACUGUUUUAACAACUACUGCUGAACCAACAACUACAACUGUUUUAACAACUACAGUUGAACCAACAACCACAACUGUUUUAACAACUACUGCUGAACCAACAACCACAACUGUUUUAACAACUACAGUUGAACCAACAACCACAACUGUUUUAACAUCUACGGCUGAACCAACAACUACAACUACUGUUUUAACAACUACUGCUGAACCAACAACCACAACUGUUUUAACAACUACGGUUGAACCAACAACCACAACUGUUUUAACAUCUACAGCUGAACCAACAACCACAACUGUUUUAACAUCUACUGCUGAACCAACAACCACAACUGUUUUAACAACUACUGCUGAACCAACAACCACAACUGUUUUAACAACUACUGCUGAACCAACAACCACAACUGCUUCAACAUCUACAACUGAACAAUCAACUACAUCUGAACAAAGCACCACAACACAAACAGCAACAACAUCCCAACCCACAACUACAGACACUCCUACGGAAACAACAACACAACUUACAUCUACUGCUGAACCAACAACUACAACUGUUUUAACAUCUACGGCUGAACCAACAACUACAACUGGUUUAACAACUACAACUGGACCAACAACCACAGCUGCUUCAACAUCUACAACUGAACAAUCGACUACAUCUGAACAAAGCACCUCAACAAAGACAGCAACAACAUCCCAACCCACAACUACAGACACUCCUACGGAAACAACAACACAACUUACAUCUACAGUUGAACCAACAACUACAACAGUUUUAACAUCUACAACUGAACUAACAACCACAGCUGCUUCAUCUACGACAGAUCAAUCAACUACAGCUGAACAAAGCACCACAACGCAGACAGUAACAACAUCCCUGCCUACAACAAAUACAGCACAAUCUACAACUGAGGUUACAACAAACUCACCUACAACAGCAACUGUAACCCCACAUACAACAGUUCAGCCUGUAACCACAACACAGGCUCCAACAAGCCCAAGCACAACCUAUACCGUUUUUGUCAGCUUUUCCAGCAGUGAAGACUUUGUGCCUGAUCUGUCAAAUCCAGCAUCACAAGCAUAUACAAACAGAAAAGAUAAAGUCAAAAAUACGUUGGAACCAUUAUUUAAAAACGCAUUCCCUUCCUUCAAAGCACUGGCAGUUAUUCAGUUCCGUCCAGGGUCAAUCAUCACUGAAAUGAAUGUGAUAUUUGGAUCCUUACCCAGUGAUGCAAGCAUAACAAGCACAAUUCUGGAAGCUAAUGCCACUCUCAAUAUCAUCAGUGUAAGACUAAGGGAGCCCUUCACCACAACUACCAAAGCCACAACAACCAGUAUUACUACAGUUACAACCACCCCUACAACAACUACAACCACACCUACCACAACUACAACCACACCUACAACAACAACAACAACAGCAAUAACCACAGUAACAACCACAACAACAACUACACCUACCACAACUACAACCACCACCACAACAACAGCACCAGCACGUCCUCUGCCAACUGUUGCCAUACAGAUUGUCAUAAUAGUGGUGUUUGUUCCAGAACUGUCAAACCCUCAAACUCCGGAAUUUAAAAGCCUAGCCACAAGAGUAGAGAGUAUGUUUGAUGAAGUCUACAAAAAGAGGUAUGGGCCUCGUUUCAUCAGGACCAUCGUGAUUGCUUUCAUAGCUGUUUCCAGGACCCGGGCAGUCUCAAACGUACAGGCAGAGGUUAAGUUAGUGUUUAGUGAAACAUCCACUGAACCGAUCCCCAGCAACACAGACAUUGUGGAGACUCUAAAAGAAGCAGCGGCUAAUUCAACUUCAAACUUCAACCUCACCCUUGAUGCCACCUCCAUUACUGUCAUUAAAUCAGUGCAGAUAAUUCCGCUGACAAUCCUCACCAACGGAACCUUCAUGGCUGCUCUUUCCAAUAAAAAUUCUACUGAAUUUCAGAGCAGGGCUUCGCUGAUAAAAGCAGGGCUUGAACCUUUCUUCUUUGCUGAUUACCCUACAUCAUUCAGCACCAUAUCCAUAACAAGCUUCAGUGAUGCCAGUGUGAAAUUAAGGAGUUUGCCCACGAUCCGAAACAGCAUGGAUCUUGUAUUUGGAGCAGGCACCGUUCUACCCAAUAGCACCCAGAUAGUGAACACAGUAGUUCGAGCCGCCAAAAACAACACAUUACCCUUCCAGAUCUUCACUUCUUCAAUUAUAAUAAAUGGAACAGCAUUUUCAUCAGGUGAAGUCAGCAGCAGGAUCAGUGUGUUGACCGCUUCAUUCCUGGUUGCGGUGUCGCUUCUGGUUCAACGGUUUAACUGACCGUAAUGACUCAUGCCAAGAUAACCAAUUCAGACAGGUCUGAAUCUUGCCUUCAGCUCAAGUAAAGGCAAAUGAAGCUACUGAUGCUACUUAAUGAGUAGUAAUGAAAGUAAUAUUUUAUAUAAUCAUAUUCUGAAAACUUCAAACUAGAUCUAAGCUACAGUGGAUUCCAUAUCAGUUCUGGAUCUGUAUGUACCUGAAUGUUUUCAUAGAUUUUCUUCAGAACCCAUCAUUGUAGAAUUAUGUUGUUUUUAAAAUGUUGGUUAAUGGAAUAUUUUUUACCACAACUCUUCCAUUUAGUAAGGACAUAUUUUCAAAAUACGCAAAAACAGUACAUAGGUUUUCAAAGUCUAAAUUAUGCUGAAAUGCUAUGCUAUUACUGAUUCUUCGGAAAAGGGAUAAAACAAGCAAGAGUUUAAUUUCAAUUGAAUUUCAUCUUCCUUAAAAUGAUGACCUUAAAAUAAACCAUUCUCAGAUCAUAACUCACUACUUCACUUAGAUUAAACAUAAUAUUAAAAAAAAAACAAUAUCAUGUGCUGACUGUAAUCCAUGCAUUGGAAAAUGUUAAAGGUCUUUUUUAUGCUGGCUGACUCUGGAGCAGGCUUUAAUGAGCGAAAGGAUGAAGUAUUUCAAUGCUUAUGAAAUCAGUAACACAAAGAAGAAGAAUAACAAAUAGCUACAGUAUAUGACAUCAGAAA
Onychostoma macrolepis is the source of this 6449-nucleotide messenger RNA. Its product is annotated as mucin-2. Bases 1 to 5751 code for a protein of 1916 amino acids. Lineage: Eukaryota; Metazoa; Chordata; Actinopteri; Cypriniformes; Cyprinidae. The transcript has 13 exons. The record is from RefSeq and is a predicted model, not a curated record.